Oryza brachyantha (malo sina) is the source of this 1631-nucleotide messenger RNA. RefSeq names its product protein EARLY HEADING DATE 2-like. Lineage: Eukaryota; Viridiplantae; Streptophyta; Magnoliopsida; Poales; Poaceae. The transcript has 4 exons. Gene Ontology annotation, molecular function: DNA-binding transcription factor activity. Gene Ontology annotation, cellular component: nucleus. The coding region runs from base 150 to 1544 and encodes 464 amino acids. The record is from RefSeq and is a predicted model, not a curated record.
UGCAGAAGGCGAGGCGAGCUGACGCCUUUUUUCUUCCCGGCCGCGAUCUGAUCUUGCGUCUCUUCUCCGAUCGAUCGAUCUCCCACUCGCGCACUACUGCCUGUACCACCACCACUGGAGCAGUAGCUAGCUAGCUAGCUAGUGGUGCCAUGUUGCUGUCUGAUCUCUCGUCGGACCAGGAGGCCACUGGGUCCAACUCCCAUGGAGCAGGAGGAGGAGACAUGGGUGGUGUCCAUGGCCAUGUGGUGCUUAGCUCUUUGUUUCUGCCGGCGCCGGCGGCGAUGCUGCUGCCUCCGGCGCUGGUGGUGGAGGAGCCCAAGGCCAAGAAGAAGAGGAGCCUGCCCGGCAACCCAGACCCGGAGGCGGAGGUGAUCGCGCUGUCGCCGAGGGCGCUGGUGGCGACGAACCGCUUCGUGUGCGAGGUCUGCAACAAGGGGUUCCAGCGCGACCAGAACCUUCAGCUCCACCGCCGCGGCCACAACCUGCCGUGGAAGCUCCGGCAGCGCGGGGCCAGCGACCCCGGUGUCGUCGUCGCCGCCGCUGCGGCUGGGGGAGGGGCGCCGCCGAGGAAGCGGGUGUACGUGUGCCCGGAGCCGACGUGCGUGCACCACGACCCGGCCAGGGCGCUCGGCGACCUCACCGGGAUCAAGAAGCACUUCUCCCGGAAGCACGGCGAGAAGCGGUGGCGGUGCGAGCGGUGCGGGAAGCGGUACGCCGUGCACUCCGACUGGAAGGCGCACGUCAAGAACUGCGGCACCCGCGAGUACCGCUGCGACUGCGGCAUCCUCUUCUCCAGGAAGGACAGCCUGCUGACACACAGGGCCUUCUGUGAUGCCCUAGCUGAAGAGAGUGCAAGGCUGCUUGCUGCUGCAGCAAACAACAGCAGCAGCAUCACCACCUGCAACAUCAAUGGCAGCAGCAGCAGCAACACUAACAAUCUUCUGAUCAGCAGCAGCAGCAACAACACUAAUAAUCUUCUGAUCAGCAACAGCAGCAGCAGCAGCUCACCACUGUUCCUCCCGUUCUCCAGCCCUCCUGAUCAUGCCGCUGCAGCUGAAAACCCUAACCCUAACCAGCUCCUGUUCCUGCAACAACACCAUCUGCUUCAUCCUCAGUUCCAAGCUGUACUGCAACGACCACCCUCGCCGCCGGUGGCGGCGGCGUACUUUGAUCACCUGCUGCCCUUCGGCGCCGGCGCCGUCACCGGUAGCAAGGACAAUAGCUCGGUUGCUGCCGGCGACGUCGUGGUGGCCGACGCGGUUAGCUUCGGGCUCACUUCGGAGGGCUCGGUGACCAUGCACGCCGGUGGAGGAGGCCGCCUCACCAGGGACUUCCUCGGCGUCGACCACGACGGCGGCGAGGUGGAGGAGCUCGAGCUGGAGCUGCCUCUGUCGGCCGCCGACUGCCAGGGCUACUCCUUCGCCACCACCGCCGCCGCCGUCUCCCGCGCCGCCUGCUGCGCCACCGACUUCACCACCAGCAGCAGGCAGUACCUCGGCCGCCGGCUGCCGCCGGUGAACGAGACGUGGAGCCACAACUUCUAGGCCUUGAAGAGAUCGAAGCUAUGCGAUGCAAUGCAACAAUCACCAAAAACUGCUAAGCAAAAAUCAAAACUAGUUCCAGCGCCACAU